UGGUCCACUACAGCCAGUCGUAGUGAUGGUCGGUGGUGACAUUGUUUUGCCGUGUCAGCUGGAACCUCCUGUGGAUGCUGUUUCCAUGACGAUGGAAUUGGGGAGACCUGACCUGGAGCCCAGAUUUGUCUAUGUGUGGCAUGAUGGUCAAGAACUUCUGACUGACCAAAACCAGGCGUAUAAGGGAAGAGUGUUAUUGUCCAAUGAUAGACUGAAGCUUGGAGACCUUUCACUGAACCUGUACAAAGUGACCAUCUCUGAUAACGGGAGAUACAGAUGCUUCAUUCCAAAACUGAAUAAAGAAUAUUUUCUUGAACUUCUUGUCGGUUCUGUCUCCUCACCUGGAAUCAACUUAUCAGGCAUCCAUAAGGCCAACAGUGCAGUGAUGUUAGACUGUAGGUCUAAAGGCUGGUAUCCAGAGCCUGAGGUGGUCUGGCUGGAUGGUGAGGGAAACCUCCUCUCUGCUGGACCUACAGAGACAGUCAGAGGUCCUGAUGACCUCUAUACUGUCAGCAGCAGAGUGACUGUGGAGAAGAGACACAGCAACAACUUCACCUGUAGAGUCCAACAGAAGGACAUCAACCAGACCAGAGAGACACACAUCUAUGUUCCAGAGAAUUUCUUCAUGGCCACAUCUAAUUGUGCUGCUUCUAUUGCCUUCAGUGUGUUGUUUGGCUUCAUGUUUGUUCUUGCAAGAAAGCAAGAACAUCAACAACUGCACAUGAACACAGACAGACUGAUGAAGAGCACAAUGGAUGAGGUUAAAAGAAUAACAGAAAGGAAGGAAAAAGUAGAGAAACACAUGGAGAAAAUUAAGAACCAAAUGGAGGAUAUAGAGAAACAGAGAGAGGAGAUUGAGAGCAAACUUCAGUCAAAGAGAGGAGGGAGAUUAUUGUAA
Molecule: messenger RNA, 898 nt
Organism: Dicentrarchus labrax (European seabass)
Lineage: Eukaryota; Metazoa; Chordata; Actinopteri; Moronidae
Product: butyrophilin subfamily 2 member A2-like
Exons: 4
Coding region: 26-898 (290 amino acids)
Source: RefSeq, a predicted model, not a curated record